AUGAAGGGCCAUCCUGUAAAUGUUCCGGAUAGUGCUGGCUGGCUCCCUAUUCACGAAGCUGCCUUCCACAACCAUGCUGAUGUGGCUUUAUAUCUCCUUGAUAAAGGUGCACUUCUUGAUGAUCCUGGGUUCCCAGCUGACAAUUCCACUCCUCUUUUUGAGGCGGUUGUAAAUGGCUCCCUGGAUACAGCCUUGUUGUUGAUUGAACGAGGGGCUGAUAUUUGGCAUAGGUAG
Molecule: messenger RNA, 234 nt
Organism: Protopolystoma xenopodis
Lineage: Eukaryota; Metazoa; Platyhelminthes; Monogenea; Polystomatidea; Polystomatidae
Source: the annotation of a GenBank genome assembly